AGCCAAUACGCUUUCCCUUCAGUUAACGCGUGUGCAGGUGCGGGUUCAUUUCUGAGUGGAUGUGCGCGUGCACGGGCUGUUGCAUCCUCCCGAGGGACCAAUAGCUCUCGUCAAAGCCCACAUCUCAUUCAUCUGUGAGCUGGGAUGUGUUUCAUUGUGUAUGAAAGCUGAGGAUACUGAAGCCGAUACACAUGAUGAUGACGACGAUGUGACAGCCAUCCCUUCACAUCAUAACAGCGUUUCUGCUAACGAAGCAAAGCCUUUCUUCACAUGAACCGAUCGAAAACCGAGGACAGUUAUCUGGAAUAACACCCUGCACCCUGCUUUUCAAACAAAACAUCUGGGAGGAGGAGAAACAGAUUUUUAAGGCUCCGCCUCCAACAACUCCACCAGAUCACAUAAUCAUCAGUGUCUGCAGCACCCCAAUGAGGAGUUUGCACUGUUGAAAGAGACACUGUCCCGCUGAAGCCGUCAGAAACUUUAAAGAGCUGAGUACCUGCACCCCAUGAUCCUCACAUCAAGAGAAACAGCCGUUCAAUCUCUCUGUGGUCUCGUAUCUCCUCUGCUCUCUUCUAAUGGUUUGAUGGAGAUCUGGUCGGAUGACAGCUGGAACUGUUGUCAUAACCGGAGGAAUUCUCGCAACAGUGAUACUUCUUUGUAUCAUUGCAGUGCUUUGUUACUGUAGACUCCAGUAUUACUGCUGUAAGAAGAAUGAUUCUGAAGGGGAGGCGGGCUCAGUCGGAGAUCCUCAGCCGCAGUUUGCCUGCAACGCAUGCAGCGCCCCAGGGGUGGAUGGGGCGGCCGUCACCCCUCUCACCCUGCCCUACGACCCUGCUACACCGCACAACUACUGCCCCACCUGUUCACCCCACUACCUCCGUGGCAUGGAUGAGAUGCGUAACGGUGGCGAACGCCUGUCCUACAUGCCCGCUCAUUACGAGAAUCAUGGCGCUACCGCCCUUGGUCUGGCCGGCAUGUACGGCCCCGUGCUGAGCCAGCGCAGUACGCCGGACUUUUACACCAACACAAGAGCCAUCAGCACUGACGUCUGACCCUCACAAACAUGGAGGUGGACCCAGGGACGGCACUAUGGACCAGGCCUCAACCGGCCACGUGUAAAGCUCCUGGAGCCGCGUCAUCUCCACGGAGCUAAGAUGCAAAGGACUUACGGGAUGGCAUUUAAGUCUUUCACAUCUCUUUUAGUCUUCCUUCUCUUUUUUGUUUUUCUGUUGUUUGGAUUUCUCUCUUGCACACCACUUCCUCUUUCUGCUGUACUGGUUUUAAAUUAAGAACAUUGAGGGCUAUUUGAUGUUUGGGUUUUACUUAGCAUUUUAAUAGGUUAAUUGCAAAGACAAUAUUAUUACGGAUAAAGCAUACAUGACAUUUUGAUGGUAGAAAUUGAAAGGGUCGUAUACGGGCCAUUCUACAGAAUUAGUCCAAAGUAAGAGCUAAAAACCUUUUGAAAAAAAUGUCCUCACAAAAUUUGGAUGUAUUCAAAUUAUAUAAUAUUCGAGGAACACAUUUCUAGUAAUUAUGCAGUUAAUUCUCAUAUUGUAUAUUCAGAAAGUUUGGGAAUUUUUUCCUCUCCCCAAAUUUGUCACUACCGAAACACAAUGAUUUAUUAUUUAUUAAGAAGGGUUAUAUUGACCUAUUAAGAUUUUGUUUACGUCUACCUUGUAAAUAUAUUUUUUUGCUAUUUUUAACAAUGUUUGUACAGGUCAAUCAAUAACAUUUACAAUUUAAACAAUAUUUCAAGUGUAAUUUAUGGGAUUUUUUAAUAUAGUGGAUGUUUUGAAUACAAUACCGUAAAAGGCAUAAAGUUGAUCAUACUGAUUUCAAAGUUAAAGAUUCAUUAGUUUAAAUAUACCUUCAAUCAAAAACUAUCAAAACAUCUUAGUUGAUCAUUCAAUAUACUUUAUUUUUGACAAAACACCUAAUGUUUCGGUAGUGACAGCACAUUUUUGUAGUGACGGAAAGGAAGCUCCUCACUAGAAAAAAACUAAACGAUAACAAAUACAAUACACGUCACGUGUCUUUACGCGAUAUUUACGGGAUGUGUGUGAAUCACUGUGAAUAAACCAUUAUCAAAUGACAAAUCCCAGACACAUUUUCCAUAAUCGAUGUGUGAAAAGGUCUUGUGUGUGUGUGUGUGUGUGUGUGUGUGUGUGUGUGUACCUGGUAAUUAUCAUGUUAAGGGGACCAAAUGUCCCCACAAAGAUAGAAAUACCAGUGCAUUUUUGACCUUGUGAGGACAUUUUGAGGUCCCCAUGAGGAAACAAGCUUAUAAAUCAAACAGAAUGAUGUUUAUUGAAAAUUUAAGGUAGCAGAAAGUUUUCUUUGAUGGUUGGGGUUAGGGUUCGGGGAAAGUAAUAGAAUAUACCGUUUGUACAGUAUAAAACCAUUACAUCUAUGGAAUAUCCCCACAAAACAUGAAACCUGUGUGUAUCUGUCUGUCUGUCUGUCUUGUGGACACUUACGUUAGUGUAACCACAUCACAUUACAAAUCUUUUACUUGCAUACUAAAACAAUACUAAAGCAAACUACAAAACUAUUUAUUUACAUAACUGUACUAAAAUUCUGUUGAUUUCCUCCAAAUAAAGGAUUAAGUUCCUUUUUGUCACUACCAAAACAAUAAAGUCACAACCAAAACACCACAUGUUUAACAUGACAAUUUUACAUACUUUUGAGCCUAGAUCAAAGAUGUUAAUCCGCACAUUGUUAGCAAGUUCACACAGUUCUAAACAGUUGUAGCAUACACAUAAAAAGGCUAAAAACUAAAUUUUAUGGAAAACACCCCAAAAAUAUGCAGGGAAAAUGUUUGGUAAUGACGUUCCUUAAAGUUACAUACAGAUUUUCAGACUUUUAAACACAUUUAUCUCAAAACAAUGGGACAUAAUCAUCAUAUAGCUGAGAGAGGUGGAGACAGGAAUUUCCUGUUUAAAAAAGUAGGGGUGUGGUUAAAAUCAGUCUCAGCCAAUAGACUCAAACACACUGCCUCGGUAGUGACAUGAAAAUGCGGGGACAGGUUUUACAAUUUUUUGAUAAAAAAAAAUUAAAAUAGAUUUUUUUAAUUCACUCUUUUUUUAAUCAAAUAAAUAUUUUAAAAACAAUAGAAAACAAGCUGAAUAUUAUUAUUUUUUUAAAUAUCAUUUUCACACGCUGAAAUGUAAGGAUUAGGGUCCAGACAGUCCCCUCUCGAAUGAAAAUACCUUAUAAAUGAUAAUUUAUAUAUUAUUGUGGGUUUUAAUAGACAAUAAAAGUAUCUUAGUAAACAUCUAAAAUUUAAAUACUUAAAUGGUUUUUAAAUUGGGGUUUUUGGAUGUGGGACAGCAGAUUGCACCAAUUCUGUAGAAUGGCUCAUUAUUAUAUAGUCUUUGUUUAUAGUGACACAGAAGACAAGCAUUCCACAGUAAUAGUGAACUUUUAAGAAUAUAAUAGCUUUUGAAAGGUUUGCAUUUUAGCUAGAGAGUGUAAAUUUUAUGUUUCAUGUCAAUAUGUUCUGAAUAUGCACUAUUAUAUGAUGAAUAUUUUACUCAUUUGAAUAUGUUUCAUAAAUGAAUAUACGGUAUGAUUAAGAUGGUUGUUAAGUAUUAUUUAAGAUAAUAUAUUCCUGAUAUAUGUUGUCUAUUCUCUCUUUUGAUUUUAUUGUUUAUCCAUACCAUGCUGACUACAUAUUAUGUAUUUUUAAAUUGUGAUAUGUAUCUAUAACAUUUAAGUGCUGUUAUUGAUCCAAUGUCGUACUGUAUAAUUUACGAUGCAAUCCCGAUGACUUUAUAACUUUUUCAAUUUUUGAGGUGCACUCAAUUAUAAUAUUUCUGGGAGAUAAUGUUUAAAAAAGUAUUGAAAACAUAAUUUGUAAACGUUGUCCCUGUUUGUGUGUUUUAAGGGAAUCUCGUUAUAAAACGUAUGGUAUAUGACCAUUUGUCCUUGCAAAUUUGUUUAUUUCAUAUUAUUGUUCUUAUUACCACUGUCUGAAGCACUCUUUGUUAGUUAUAAAUCGCAGGAUGGCACUUCUGUUUUACAUUUGAAGAGAAAGAAGUAUAUUAGUCUAAACAUUGAAAUAAAGGAGUAGCCUAAAGUCCACAUAUUUCAUGUGCUUUUGAAUAUAAAUGAUGCAUUUAUAAAUGCCUGUAGACUUUUAUAUAAUUGGUCAAUUGUGAUCAGAGUACUAAAAGCUAUUUCACCUCUAUACAAAUACAUGUACAUAAAGAUUAUUUCAAUGAUUGAAAGGUUUCCUGUCCAGUUUUUAAAUCAGUUAUAUUCUUCUUUGUUGUUAUGAAUGAUGCUAUUCUCCCAUAGAACUAAAUUAUAAUAGUUAUACCAUAUA
Molecule: messenger RNA, 4327 nt
Organism: Misgurnus anguillicaudatus (oriental weatherfish)
Lineage: Eukaryota; Metazoa; Chordata; Actinopteri; Cypriniformes; Cobitidae
Gene: fam163aa
Product: family with sequence similarity 163 member Aa
Source: RefSeq, a predicted model, not a curated record